Messenger RNA from Vanessa tameamea, 5497 nucleotides. Its product is annotated as leucine zipper putative tumor suppressor 2 homolog. Bases 3707 to 5080 code for a protein of 457 amino acids. The transcript has 7 exons. The record is from RefSeq and is a predicted model, not a curated record. Lineage: Eukaryota; Metazoa; Arthropoda; Insecta; Lepidoptera; Nymphalidae.
AUAUUAAUAUUUUCGAUCUGUUAAAAUUUUAUAUACUUUAUAGCGAUAGCAUUUCAUUUUGAGUAUUAGGACGAUUCUAAUAUAAUUCUUACAAUAAUAUCGUCCCAAGUUGUUUAUACAAUUUGUUAAUAUGAAACUAGUUAACCGGUAUUUUAUUUUUUGUUAGUAUUUUUUCGUUUUGUUUUCUGACAAUCAAAAUUUAUUAAAAAGUGUAUGGUAGGAAAUUUAUUUUAUAUAAAAAAAAUGGAGGCAUGAAGUAUAAGGGAGAAGAGCAUCUGGACGGUCAGUGUUGGGCACUUGGUUUAAACAAAAAAUUGACGAAGAAUGUAGUGUUAUAUAAAGUAUACAUAAAACUAGCUGCAAAUGCUGCUUUUAUUUAUUGGAAGUGUCUAAUGCUGAUAUUGCUUUGGCAAAAGUCUGGGUGCUAUAUAUAUUAGUAUUCGUUAUUAAGAGGCAGUGGACGUUUUGUUUUAAUGGUUUGUCCAGUAUGUCUUAAGUUUUAUACGCGGCGAUUUUAUUGAGUAGCCGCAUAAUUAAUGGUAGGAUGGCAGAUAAGUGAUAGCUGGAGGGUUUGGGUAAGGAUUGAACUCACAUCUGCCUCUAGUAGUAAAGUGUCAAGUUUUUUUAUGAAGUUGGACAAUGUUUAACUUUGGGGCGUUUAGUAUCGCUCCUUAGUGCGUUAUGUGAAGAGAUGGGACGGUGGUUUGUAAGGUGAUCUUCGAUAGUUAUAUUUACAGUCCCUGUUCAAUAUUUUUUAUAAUUUAUCAAUAUAUAUCAUGUACUUGAUUUCACUGUGAACUGUUUGCAUUAUUGGCAAAAUGUUAUUUCAUAUAAAAACAGCAUGCAAAAUAAAUUUAGAGAAUAUUGAACAGUGAUAACAUUAAAUUGUAAUAUAAUUUACAGCUCCAAAUAUGGAUUGUAACAGUUCAUAUAGGCGUAACUGUUAUUAUAUAGUUUAUGUAAAGCGUAAGAAGUGUAUAUGUUAUAUUUUGUAAUUUUUAUUGGAGUCUUUGCGGUUUCCGCUUUAGGUAAAUCGCCUUUUUAUAGAGCCCAAUUUUACCUACGUGUUUUUAUAAUACACUGGUAACAUUGUGUCUCUGUGGAAGACUCUCACAUAUCAUUUAUUUAUUUCAUUUAAAAGUCUUUCUUUAAUUAUUACAUUUUCAUAUAUUUCAUAACUUUGCUACGUUUUGUCGUGUUUAUGUAUUUAUUAUAUAUACAUAUAUAUGUAUGAUUUCUGUAGUGUGACUUCUGUUUGUAAUAACUGAAAAUCAAAAAAUAAACAAAAAAAAUAUGUCGUUGCAAAAAAUGCAUUGGUAUGACAACUGUAUAUAUUUAAUAUGUGAAGUUAACUUAUAAGUCAUUUCAGUUUUAUAUAAUAUAUUUAUUGUUUUUGAUUUGUCGUGUCGGAAAUAUAUAAGCUAAUAUCUUUAUUAUUCGAGUAAUAGCGUGUUCUCGACAUGUUUCAGACAUGGCAACACUACUCUGUAUGACUUAUCAGAAUAGAAAUGAGCAAAGUUGAUAUUUUUAAUCUCAUUAAACUAAUGAACUCACUUUUCAUUUUAUGUCAUUUAAUAUUAUGAGCCCAUCUCUGUUUUCAUUUUGUUCCGUCAUAGGUCAUAUUAUAUUGUACUUAUUCCAUUAACGAUAUUUGCUAAAGAAUACUUGAAAAAAAAAACUUUCAGAAAAUCCAAAAAAAAAAAAAAUUGUAAUAAUUAUAGUCAAGUUCGCAUAUAAUAUUAUAUUCGAUUAGCUCUUAAUCUAAUGUAAUGUGCCUGUGCACUUGAUCUGUGUGUUUAUCCUUAACAUCUGGAUAUUAGUUGUAUUGUGACAACGCUAGUGUUGUUUUUAACAACUGACGGGCUUGUGACAACCUUAGAUGGGGACAUAAAAACCAGGUUGUUGCAAGUCCAAAGUAAUAUGCAUCAAUAAAACUGUUGCAACCGACGAAAUUAUUUCCGUAAGAGAUGGUUCAAAGCGUGUAUAUUUCAGUAACUAUUAGUGAAAUACAAAGAACUAUCGAAUACGACACAUUUACCAUAUGUUAUUCCACUAUGUAUACGAUUUAACUGUUUUGUGACGAACCAACUGUCAACAAAUCAAUUUGCACGACAAAAGUGGAAAAGCCAGCCACUGUUUCUGCCUUCCCGCGCUAAUGUGAACCAGCGCUUACGACGAUAUGUAACGAGUUUACAACAGCUUUAUUGAUUCCAUAUUGAUGUCGCCUCUAGGUUCGCUUGUAACAAUUUCAGAUUAAGUAUGAACGGAAAUUUAAUAUUAUUUAUGUACUAAGAUUGAUGUUCUUUAUAAAUAUGAAAAAUAUAUUUCUAUAUAAAUGCGGAACCUGAAAGCAGACUCCGACUUUCGUAUUUAUAAAAAUCAUUAGGAAGAUAUGCACUGUUUAAGGUUAGGAAAUUGAAAAAUAGAGAGAAUAAUAGAGGCGAUCCUAGUUAUAGUCCCCUAAGUUAUUUCACACUUUAUAAAACCACGAUAUAACACUUAGUGGUGAAUGAGCUUUUUGUCAGUAUGUAUAUAAUUCGAUUUGUAAAAUUUCACUUUGGCGAUUAAUUACUUCCUAAUAUCAUGUUGAGAUGAGAGCAGUAUGUUUUUCUAUUCAUCAUUUUUGAGAAACAUCGCUAAUCACCACACGUUAAAAACAUUUUCAAUCAAAAAAAAAAAAAAGAAUAUAAAAAUGCAUGUAGAUAUUUCUAAAGACUAAACCUUGCAUUGCUCUCGUCUCAAGAAAAACUUAAAACAAGUCGGCUUGUAACCGAUCGCCGACGAUAGCCUUGGUUACAUGCAUAUUUGUUACUGUUCAUCUCAAUAUAUUAUUUCUUUUGUUUCCAAAAAUCUGUAAUUCAUUAGACAAAAGUAUCUUGUAAACCGGGGUAGUAGCAGUACUUAAGGGAUUUCACAUUUUUUUAUUUGGUGCCAAAAUAGACAUGCAAUUAAUACCAUUUUGCACCACAUGUCUACACAUGCAAAUAACACAAACGUAAAAUUGCAAAUUUUGUAUUAGCUAUAUUUCUGAAAACAUAAUUCAUUACGGAUGAAAUACGCAAAUUUUGGCACCAAUUGUUUCGUUCUUUAUAUUAUGCAGACGAUUUAGGUUAGACGUUAAAUUUAUAAAAUUGAAUUUUAAGAUGAUACAACCGUUACUAAAUCAAUUAGAAGUGGUUAUCCCUGAAAAUAGUUACCAUUUUCGUUUACGUUAGGUUGUGCUCACUACUCUGGUUCUUGCCACCUUUGGGAAGAUAAUAAAAAUAAACAAAUCACUUAUUUAGUUUUAUUCAACCAUAUUUUUAUAAAUACCUUAUACUAACGAAAAUUACUAAUAUUUACAAUAUACGAGAAUUUUAGAUUAACGAAUAGUGGGCGAAGUUGCUACUAAAAUCAAGUCUAUUCUAGCGGACUCUGCAGUCCUUGUCUUGCGUUCGCGCAGAAAUGAGAGAGCACUAUACAAAAACCACAGUUUACACUUUCAUCCAUUGAAAUGCACGCGGUGCUUCGUUGAGAGCGAGCCACGCCGGUUUGUCUUAAAAUAUAAGAAGCUGCUUUUAUCGGCAGUAGAAUAAUAAACUCAUUUAUUUCAUAAAUUGAUUGUGAUAAAUUGUGACUAGACAGUGAUAUUGAACUGUUCGUGUUUUUAAUGAAAAAAGUUUACUAUUAUACGGGUUGCUGAUAAGUAAUGAGUAACAACUAAGCAAUGGGUCAGACGGAGGAGCGUGCGCAUAGCGUGCGAAGAUCUCCCGAGCUGCCGCCACUUCCACCACCAAUACAACCAUGUAGCGGAUUUCUCGGCAACGGCAAAUCCGUUAUACGUCCGAUAGCGUUCAAGCCGCUAGGCGGGCGCCUCUCUGCAGGCGGGGAGCGGUACGGUUCUACGCCAGUGCUAGCGAGUCGACCGCCAUCACUUAUGACCUUAUAUGGCAGUUCGUCGGAUGUCCGCGAGGCACGUUGGUGCGGGUCGCCACAGCCAGCGUCACUCUCCGCUUUACCACCCGCCACGCUUUCCGCUCCGCUACAUCAACGACACCAUUCCGCUAUUAUGACAAAAUCGAGUUCAGGAUUGGGUUCCGAGUGCAAAGAGCCUGUGCCGGCGCCCUCGCCUGCUGACUCUGGUGUUUCUGAAUUGGAGCGGGAUCACCAUGACUAUAGUUCAACGGACCGCUUGCGAGGGCACGACGUGCGCCUGCGAGCGCCGCGCCUCAUGCUGCAGAGCUACGGCGCGCGGUCGCGGGACGAGCGCGACGCCGAGCUGGCGCGCGUGCGCCGCGACCGCGCGCUGCUGCGCCAGCGCCUCGAGGACACCGAGUGGAGCCUGUGCCAGCGCGCCGGCGAGAUCGCGCUGCUCAAGACGCAGCUCAAGGAUGCUCAGAACGAACAAACCGCCAAAGGUCACGAAUACCUUACACUGAAAGCCGACUGUCGCCAACUCAGGGAAGCUCUAGACAAGAAAGACAAAGAGACGUCGAGACUACGAGCAGAAUCAGAGGAGAAAGACAAAUCUUUAAAAAGAUUGCAAGCUGAAGUCGACAGACUGACGAACGACUUGAUGGAGAAAGUAACCGAAAUGUCAAAGACUAAAGAGAGCAAUAAAAGCGAAAUAGAAAAAUUAAAAACAGAAGUAAAAGAACUGAGACAGGAACUCUCCGACGUAUCUCUCAGCGGAUACGAAGGGAUCGAAUGCGGGAGGACCAUGAGGGGAAUUUACGACGUUUGCAAAACGAAUGAGUAUCACUGGACCUCGAGCGACAGCGCUCUAGAGGACGCCGAGGUGCAAAGACUCAACGGAGAGCUGCCGGACACGUGCGGGGACUCGUGCCAAGCCAGCGCCGUGGUCGACCGGCUCAAGUGCGAGAUAGAGAAUAAGGAAGCCCAGUUUAACAACGAAAGAAGAAAAUGGUCGGAGGAGAAGGACAAAGUUCUGAGAUACCAGAAACAGUUACAGAUGAACUACGUGCAAAUGUUCAAGAGAUCUCGCACCCUCGAAGCCGAAAUCGACGGCCUGAGGCUAGAAUUAGAGCUCUGCAAUAAGAAUAUGAAGAAUCUGAACCAACACAAAACCAUAGAGUUGUAAAUGUACCAAAUUACAUAGUUUAAUAUUUAUUUAUGUUUACUAAUGCUUGUGUAAAUAAUUUGCGUCCUCUUGCCGCGUGGUCUCGAUGGUUGUCAGUUAUCGAAUUGUCUUGCUAUUGUUUAAACAUAGAUCUGAUUGGUUUAUUGUCAUUAGCCCUUUCUUGCUCUUGUGAGUAAGAGAUAGAAAUCUAUCAAGUGAAGAGUAUAGAUAUAUCCUAUUGUAGUCUUUGAUUUAAUACUACUGAACUUUUUAUUUAAUUUUUAAAUACUCAGCUGGCAAUUUAUUUAAUAUCACAUUUAUAAAUUAAAUUAUUGUACAUUUACUAGCAUAAUAAAAUACGUAAAUUUAGGUAAAGAUUAAAUAAUAUUUUUUAAAAAAUAUUAAAGCUAUUGUAGAUAAUAUUAAUAAUAAUGUUUU